GUGGCUUGCAACGAGAGGGGUAGCGCGCAUUGGCAAAGCGGUUUAGAGCGAGGGAGGGAGAGAGCAACUCGACCUAAAAUUGCUCAGAGGAAACUAGUGAUGUAGGUAUCUGUAGAUGAUGACCGGCCACAACCUCUAGCUUAACUGGCCGAAUCCAACCCCAACCAAAGCCCUAGCUGAUCCUUAGUGCUGAUUGCACUGAUUUGGUCCCUCUCGAACUGUAACAAGUGUAUAAACCCUUCAAUUGACCGAUGUCGACGUCGGGGCAGCACCAGUUCCGGUAUACGCAGACGCCGUCGAAGGUCCUGCACAUGCGAAACCUGCCGUGGGAGUGCAUCGAAGAGGAGCUCGUCGAGCUCUGCAAGCCCUUCGGCAAGAUAAUCAAUACCAAGUGCAAUGUCGGCGCUAAUCGCAACCAGGCCUUCGUUGAAUUCGCAGACCUAAACCAAGCAAUUAAUAUGGUUACAUAUUUUGCUUCAUCUUCUGAGCCAGCGCUAAUUCGUGGAAAAAAUGUUUACAUUCAAUAUUCUAAUAGAAAUGAAAUUGUCAAUAACAAAAGUCCAGGGGAUACUCCGGGAAAUGUCUUGCUGGUAACUAUUGAGGGAGUAGGAGCUGGAGAUGUCAGCAUUGAUGUUAUUCACUUGGUGUUCUCAGCUUUUGGAUUUGUGCACAAGAUUGCUACUUUUGAGAAGGCUGCAGGUUUUCAGGCAUUGAUCCAAUAUACUGAUGUUCAGACUGCGGCUUCAGCAAGGGAGGCAUUGGAUGGAAGAAGCAUACCCAGGUACUUGCUUCCAGACCAUGUUGGUUUAACCCAGUUGCGCAUCUCAUACUCUGCCCAUACAGACCUGAAUAUUAAGUACCAAUCUCAUCGGAGUAGGGAUUACACAAACCCAUAUCUUCCUGUUAACCCGACUGCUAUUGAGGGUUUUGUUCAGCCUACUGUAGGUCUUGAUGUAAAGAGAAUGGAACCUGAGGGUAAUGUGCUUCUUGCAUCUAUUGAGAAUAUGCAAUAUGCUGUCACAGUGGAUGUUCUUCACACGGUGUUUUCUGCAUUUGGCACUGUUCAUAAAAUUGCCAUAUUUGAGAAGAAUGGGGGAACACAAGCACUGAUUCAGUAUCCUGAUGUCGCUAUGGCUGCAGUUGCGAAAAAUGCCCUAGAAGGACACUGCAUAUAUGAUGGUGGCUAUUGCAAGCUUCAUCUAACAUACUCCCGUCAUUCUGAUCUCAAUAUAAAGGCAUACAGUGACAAAAGUAGAGAUUACACAGCUCCCGAAUCAGGUUUGGUUGCAAUACAGCAGGCGCCUGGUGCUACCACAGCAACACCUUGGCAGAAUCCUCAGGCCUCUCCAAUGUUCCCUCGGGGUGAGUUUCCUGCUGAUGGUGCUGUACCUGCUCAAGCUCCCGGGAGUCAAGUGCCUUCAUGGGAUCCAAACAUGGGGGCAGGCAGACCAACCUUUGUUUCAGUUCCAAACGCAUUUCAUGGGCAGAUGUAUCCACCGGCUUCAGCCCCUGACCAUGUUACUGCAGCAACUCCUGCUGCUUCAUUGCCGCCGGUGCAAAUUGGACAAAUGAGUCCUACUUUGCCUUCUUCAGGAGUAUCUCAACGUGUGGGUCAGGCUAAUGUGCGACCUGGUGGUUCUUUGCCUCCAGGUCAGCCUUCUUACUAUCAUUAAUUGGUUGGUUAGUUGUACCAUCUAUAAUGGCUCUCUCUCUCUCUCUCUCGGCCCAGAAUGGUUUUGCAAGGGGAAAGAAAAUUAUUUGAUUUGCAGUUACUAGAAUCUAGUGUAUCCCUAGCUUUGAUAAAUGACUUAAUGGUGGUGCCGCCUUGUAUUGUCAAUGAUUUAGCUCCAAAUCUGGCACUAGAAACUCUUUCCUCCUUUUUCUGGCUUUUGGUUUGAAAGUUUACAUUAAGUUUCUAUACAUUUUUUUGGGUCGUAAAUUUUAGAUUCUACAUCUUUAUAUGAUAUUCAAGUUCCUUCAAAUGAUAAAA
Diospyros lotus (date-plum) is the source of this 1990-nucleotide messenger RNA. Its product is annotated as polypyrimidine tract-binding protein homolog 1-like. Bases 252 to 1673 code for a protein of 473 amino acids. The transcript has 10 exons. Lineage: Eukaryota; Viridiplantae; Streptophyta; Magnoliopsida; Ericales; Ebenaceae. Gene Ontology annotation, biological process: regulation of RNA splicing. The record is from RefSeq and is a predicted model, not a curated record. Gene Ontology annotation, molecular function: mRNA binding. Gene Ontology annotation, cellular component: nucleus.